UCACAUGACUGGGUCUUAGGGCGCUGUCAGUUAUAAAAGACCUUGUCUGUUGUUCAUAGCAGCCAGAUAAGGCGUACUCGCCUCAUAGCUUGUGACUACGUAGCGAGGCGUGUAUUACCGUUUCACAAAAGUCGUUUGCCUGUAGCCAAGAGUACGCUUCUUGUCGCGAACGGCGGAUACUUAAGCUACGUUCAAGAACUUGAGGGCCUUUUCGACUGGACGACCUGAUUAUCCGCAGGUAGUAUGAACCAAGUUAAUUUAUUGUUGCUCCUAUUUCUUGGUGAGCAGAUGCUGUGCUGCCCCAUGCCAGGACUGCCAAGAAACGGAGUGUUCACACCAGGCGAAAAGAUGCCCAGAAAUGUCACUGCUGGCAUGGCGGUCACGUACGCCUGCAACGAGGGCUUCCUGAUGCUGGGCAGCAACCGUCGUGUGUGCUCGGCCGACGGCCGCUGGCACCCACGAGGCCUGCCUUACUGCGUCGUAGACGUUGCGGCGACCAAGGUGGCGUCUUCAUCGCAGCCGCGAAACGACCCAAAGCUGACGGUGGACAGAAACCGAACGACAUGCAGUGAUACGCUUAGUCAUUUGUCGCCUUGGUACCUCGUGGACCUUGGGCAGGCGCUGCCUAUCAGCGUGGUGAAGCUUGACUUGCCAGAGUCUGCUGUCGCGGCUUCAGUGAUCGUGCGCGUCGGCAACUCGUCCACGACGUUCGAGAAUACGGUGUGCAGCGUUUUCGAAGGGGCUCUGGAACCGGGCAAUUCCCUGUACUUGCCUUGCGUCUCUGCACACAGCGGUCGUUACGUCAGUGUCCACAUGAACGAAUUCGGCUCGCUAUCCAUCUGUGAAAUUGCCGUCUAUUCCGAAAUUGUCGACUUCGAGGGCUCGGAAGCUACCACCGUUCACUCGUCUGACCCAACAACGCAGCCGCCAAGACAAAGAGGUCACGUGCUGGGAAUGAAGGGACUGACUGGCAUAGGCAUCGGUGUAUUCGUGCUACUUGCCCCCGUAUGUUGCUGCUGUUGGUGCCAGCGGUGUACGAAAUGUUGCUGCAAGAAAUCUAAGACCAGCAGAGAGGUGAAAGGCGUCGACAACAGCGUGUUCGUGUUGUGCGAAGGCCCUGUGGAUUACAGGUACGCGAAUGCGUGGAACAACCUUGGUCGCGAUGGCACGGUUCCCACUGGUGCGAGUGGUGUAACCGCGAGGUUAAAAGACGUUCGCGUGGUGUGUCCAGCGGAUAGCUUCUCCGACGUCGACCUAAAUAGUCCGUAAGUCGUGCAUCAAGUUCAUUAUGAUACAUGACGAAAAGGGCAAGUUACUUUGUUGUCAGCUUUCGCUGGACUCUACUUCCGCAAGCUACGUUGCGUUCAUUUUAAAACCAUUUCUUCAGGGCACUCUUGUGGGGUCGAACGCAUGAACAGAGUUGUCUAGCACGAGCUCCGAAUUUUGCGUGUGGCAGUUUUUAUUGCAAUUUUUUAGCGCAUACUCAUUUUGUUCAUCAUACUUGAUUUUAUUAAUUCUAAUUAGACGGUGGGGUGGCACUCGUAGCGCUUGUACAUAGUUACCACGAGAAGUUUUAAUCUGUUUUGGUGCUGUUUCGUUUUGUUGUGCAACACGACAUUGCAUCUUUGAAUAAAACAUGGUGCUCA
This is a messenger RNA of Dermacentor andersoni, 1646 nucleotides long. The record is from RefSeq and is a predicted model, not a curated record. Lineage: Eukaryota; Metazoa; Arthropoda; Arachnida; Ixodida; Ixodidae.